AUGACGUCGACCGUUCCUCUUUACGAACUAUGUGUACCCUCACUGCGAAAAGCGAUGCAGAACCACUUGGUGGUUUUGAAGAAGGGGGAGCAGUGGUGCGAUGACAACGGAUAUCCGCACUCUAAAGUUCUCAGUGCUAGGCUUGCUCCAGACAUGCACCCACUCGCCCUUCAAAUCUUCUUCCAAGUUACUACCGCCACGAAAGCUCUUGAACGGCUUGGUGAGAUGGAAGUACCCACGUUCGGUUUCGACGCGGCCUCUUUCCAAGAUCUAUACAAACAGAUUGAGCAGGCCUUGGAAUGUUUCGAGAAGGCGCAGCCUGAGGCGUUCGCUGGGAAAGAGGACAUGCCUGUGACAAUCGAUGUGCCUAACAUGUGGCACUUCGACCUGAACGGCUUAACUUAUUUGCAAGAAUUCGUUCUACCGAACUUCUUCUUCCACAACGUGACAGCCUAUGGGAUCAUUCGGAAUGUCGGAGUACCAAUAGGGAAGCUACAUUAUUUGUCAGGUGAGGAUAAACUCAUCGGAGCCUGAUCAUGUUGCAUGAAGGCUGUAUAUAGGCGAAGAAAAUAUAAGCAGAAUGCACACAUAUCCGAAUGAAGACCAAGUCCUAGUCUGAGUCGAAGGUGCACUCUAUUGUUGUUUGUU
Alternaria rosae is the source of this 648-nucleotide messenger RNA. RefSeq lists its product as uncharacterized. The transcript has 3 exons. Bases 1 to 534 code for a protein of 177 amino acids. The record is from RefSeq and is a predicted model, not a curated record. NCBI's taxonomy places the organism in Eukaryota, Fungi, Ascomycota, Dothideomycetes, Pleosporales, Pleosporaceae.